UAUUGUUUUGUGAACAGAAUGUUUCCCGUGAGGCUGCUACUAAACUUGCCGUUGUGAGUGUUCCUCCUUUUGGUUAUUUACCUUCCCAAAUAACUCUCCGAUCAUAACGGGAAAAAAUUGUGUCGAGUUAAAUGAGGUUGCGAGCUCCUUCAAUGUCAAGAUGAAACCUCUAGUAGAGAAUAUAAAGCCCAAUUUUCCGGGCAUGAUUUCUUAUAUCGAUACACACGAUAAGCUCUUCGACAUUGUUAAAUCUCCGAGUGAGUAUGGUUUUGUAGAGGCGAGGAGGGGUUGCUGUGGAACGGGUCUGUUGGAGACAGCUAUAUUGUGCAACCCUAGCACAGUAAGUUGUGCUGAUCCAUCCAAAUAUGUGUUCUGGUAUAGUUUUCAUCCAACAAUUGAAUGUUAUAAGUUCCUUGCAAAUGUCUCGUUCCAGCAGAUUCGGGAUAGUAUACUGUCGGCAACCCCAUCAAACUAAUUCAAAGAUGAUUUGAGUAGGACCUACACCAUUUUACAAUAAAUUGGAAGACUCGGUAAUAUAAUAUGUUUUGCUCAAGAGUG
Messenger RNA from Cryptomeria japonica (Japanese cedar), 558 nucleotides. RefSeq names its product GDSL esterase/lipase EXL3-like. The transcript has 2 exons. NCBI's taxonomy places the organism in Eukaryota, Viridiplantae, Streptophyta, Pinopsida, Cupressales, Cupressaceae. Bases 161 to 475 code for a protein of 104 amino acids. The record is from RefSeq and is a predicted model, not a curated record.